Messenger RNA from Penaeus monodon (black tiger shrimp), 2236 nucleotides. Its product is annotated as cytochrome P450 2L1-like. NCBI's taxonomy places the organism in Eukaryota, Metazoa, Arthropoda, Malacostraca, Decapoda, Penaeidae. The transcript is spliced from 11 exons. Gene Ontology annotation, cellular component: intracellular membrane-bounded organelle; cytoplasm. The record is from RefSeq and is a predicted model, not a curated record. The coding region runs from base 238 to 1698 and encodes 486 amino acids. Gene Ontology annotation, biological process: xenobiotic metabolic process. Gene Ontology annotation, molecular function: oxidoreductase activity, acting on paired donors, with incorporation or reduction of molecular oxygen, reduced flavin or flavoprotein as one donor, and incorporation of one atom of oxygen; heme binding; iron ion binding.
UCAUCUUAAAGACUGAAGACAGUCUGUGUGUUAUGUACCUAGUUUACACGCCCACAACAGAUAACGUCAGCAAAGAAGCUGAAACAUAUUCGUGUCAUAGAGCAAACUUGAUAAUAUUCAGUAUAUAAAUAAAUGACGAGUGAUCUGUGCCACGAGUACUAAAGUCUAGAACAUUGUGGCAAGAGGUUAUAGAAAGUCUUGUGCGGGAACGACAUACUGGUGUUACACAUCGCCACAAUGAUUGUAGAAAUCCUGCUGUUCGCGGUGGGAGUAAUUCUGCUACACUAUUGGAUUUCCAGACCUCGGGGAAUGCCACCAGGUCCUAUGGUCAUACCAUAUCUUGGCUCCAGGCUCAUCUUCACUGUCAGCCAAGUGCAGGCGAUGCACAAGAUAUACGGCGACAUAUUCAAAUCUGAAAUAGGGUCACACAAGUUGAUAUUCUUGUGCAGUAACAAACUUAUCAAAGAAGCCUUAGCGAAGGUGGACUUUGCUGAUCGACCACGCCUCGAAGUGGCCCACUUUCUCACGGACGGCCAAGAGGCAGGUGUCAUAAUGAGCAACGGCAAGCGAUGGCAGAACGCUCGGAGGUUCCUGCUGCGCAACCUUCGCGAUCUCGGGAUGGGAAAAACCUACCUGGAGGAGAGCAUCCUGGAGGAGGCCAGAGCGCUGGUCAAGGAUUUCAGAUCCUGCGCCGGGACGCCGGCUAACGUUCCUGAGUCGCUUAAUGUUGCCGUUUUGAACGUCAUCUGGCAGUUGGUUGCAAGUAGGCGCUACGAUCUCCACGACAAGGAGGUGCUCGAACCCAUCGCCAUCUUGAGGUCCAUCGACUCGUCCUCCUUGGCCACACUCGUCGAGUUUUUUCCUGGUGUAAAGAAGCUUCUUCCCGGAUUCUUAGAAGAGAAGUUAUUUGCAGCGCAGAUGAAGAAACUGAAGGACAGCAUCGUAGAUCUACUGAAGGACACGAUAGAUUCUCACAGAGCCACCCUCGACCCGACCAACCCGCGUGACGUCAUCGAUGAAUAUUUGAUAGCCAUAGACGAAAAGAGCGAAAUUGCUGAGUACUUCGGUGAGCUGGAUCUGAUGAGGAUCAUCUUCGACCUGUUCGCCGCGGGCUUUGACACGACGGCCAACACCCUGCGCUGGGUCAUCCUCUACAUGGCCAGGUUCCCCGAAGUGCAGCGCCGCGUCCAACAGCAGAUCGACGAGGUUGUCCCGCGCGACACCUUGCCCUCAUACCAGCACAAGAGUCGGCUGCCGUUACUCGAAGCGACGAUCCAGGAGGUUCUUCGCUCAUCAUCCAUGCUACACAACGGAGUCCAACGCGCAGCUCAGGCUGAUACUUACUUGGGAGGCUACUUCAUUCCGAAGGGGUCGUGGGUGUUCGGGUGCUCGGGAAUAUGCCACAUGGACUCACGCUACUGGGAAGAACCGCAGGAGUUCCGACCCGAGCGGUUCCUCGACCAAGAAGGGAAAGUCAAAACGCCAAAGGAGGGACUCAUACCCUUUGGUUCAGGACGAAGGAGCUGUCUUGGAGAGGCUCUGUCAAGGAUGGAACUGUACAUCUUCUCGGCAGCCCUUCUGCAGAACUUCACUUUCUCUCCUCCAGCGGGCAUCGAGGUCGACCUAGAAGCCAACUCCAAGCAACCCUCUGCACGUCUGUCUAAAGAACAAAAUAUUGUCAUUAGCAUCAGAGAGUGAUAAACUAAUGGAUAUGAACUUUUAGCUUAUAUUUCAAAAUUUUGCUCUACAUCUCUAUAGUAGAUUUUUCUCAGGUAUAACUACAACAUUUCUAUGUAACAUAAUCUAUAUUAGUAGCAUUAUGAAUGAUUAUGAAUUUUGUGUUACUUUUAGUACUAGAUUAUCAUAAUUAUGAAAAGUACUGAUGUUGACAAAUGUAGAAAAGGUAUGAAUGAGAAUAUCUUCACACUGCAAUCGAAACCGGUCAAAUACAUCUUUUGUAUUGUAAAGAUAUUCAUUCUCAUUCAUACCAUUUCUAAUUUAUUAUACUGACAUAAGAAAAAAAAAUCACAUUCUGUAGUGCAGAAUAGGUUUAUGCUUACUCUCUGUAUUGAUAUAUAUAACAGAAAUACUUUGUUUAGUACUGUUGUACAGUCGAAAAAAAAAAGUUGCCUUUACUUGUGGUCAGUGAGGAGCAGAGUGCAUAUUAUUUUCUUUCUAAUCAACAAUAUAUGUUACAUAACAAUAUAUAUCAUUAUAAAGAUUGUUUUUGCUAACA